Messenger RNA from Notodromas monacha, 1553 nucleotides. The record is from the annotation of a GenBank genome assembly. NCBI's taxonomy places the organism in Eukaryota, Metazoa, Arthropoda, Ostracoda, Podocopida, Cyprididae.
AUGGACGAUUUUCUGAUACCCUGUGUAGUCAAUGUCCGAGAAAAGCUGGUGAAGCAUUACGGCGAUUGCUAUCCAUACCGUUGUUCAUCUCUGGCACUCGAAGCGAAGCAGCAGCAGGUGUGUGCUCCGAUGAAACUGGGAUCCCCGGGUUGCAUUCCUGUUGGAGCCGCGGGGGUCGGUGGCAACCCGGGAUUAAAGCUGGGUAUAAUGCAUGAAAAAAUAGUAUCUUCAGAUUCUUCAGACCACAAGCGCGCAACGAAGAAUGCGACAGUCAAUGCAAUACUUGGAGACAAACGAUGCUUGACUUGGAAGGCAGCGGAAAACCUUACCGCAAUAAAGCCUGAAUUGGCUGGACUUCAUCCUGAAAAUACGACUGUGAGUGUUGGAGAAGUUGCUGCUUUGCAGUGCGUCAUUGUUGCUGAUGGUCCUCCACAUGUUGAGUGUUCACUGCAGAAAAAACGUCAUACAUGGCUGAAGCAAAUGGAACCGCAGGAACUGGCAGAAUACGACAAAUUGCGGAAGAAGAACUCGUUGAAACAGGGUCAGCAGCAACCGGAAGUAAUCGGCGACCGGAAAACCACGGACUUCAACGGAAAGCCGCAUUGGAUCCUCAACGUCGGCUCUCGUAGCAGUCAAGGAGUGGAAAGCGGAAACAGAACCCACUACGUUUCCAAAUUGGUCAUUGCCAGGGCUUCAAUCGGGGAUACGGGAACCUAUGUUUGCCUGGCUGCCAAUUCCAUGGGCUACAACUACAGAGAAGCUCGACUCAUCGUCAGAGAUCACUCCCACGGGAAACGACUUUUCAUGACAGCGUCUAUUAGACUAGACUUGCAAAACUUUCAUCCUGCGAAGCUGAGGAAUAGUCCGCCGGUGUUGAUGGAUGUUCCUGGGGAAUCAAUGCAAUCACCGUUUUCAAUCCCAUUGAUCGUGAUCCUGUUGGUGGGUCCAAUCGUGUGUCUCGUCAUGAUCGGAAUAUUUUGGAAGUGCAGCCGAAAAACAGCGACUUCAGGUGCCUCCGUGGAUCCAAGAUCGGUUACAUGCAGUGGGUUGGCGUCUGACCUGGGCACAGCAUUUACGGGCAAGCAUGACCUGAACUCCGUGAGAACCUCAGACUCCAGCCUGGGGACACCCGCUCACCUGAGGACACCAUCCAAGUGUUGGCAAGCUUAUUACCCAGUCCCGACCAGCAGCAUUCAACGGGCCCCGAGUCAUAUGCAGAGACUGUACUACAACAAUCAGCAGCAAAGCCUGUGCGAUGAAGCCUACGAAGAGCUGGAUUUCGUGAGACGCAGCCCAGCAGGGGUCGUAGACGAUUUCGCCUGGGACGGGUCGCACAACAGAACAGCAACGACGCCGUCGACGUUCGACGGGUACGACCAGCUGCCAGUUCCCGGGUUCCACGCCUUCGGACCCGGACGCACCGGGUUCAGGAUCAUCCAGAACCCGAACGCUUUCGUCAAAUAAAUAACAGACGCGUGUCCAGAAACAAAAACAGCAGCUGGAACAAGAACAGGAAGAAAACCGCUCCCCGAAACCCAGAAAAAGCUGUGAUC